Messenger RNA from Mollisia scopiformis, 1074 nucleotides. RefSeq lists its product as uncharacterized. NCBI's taxonomy places the organism in Eukaryota, Fungi, Ascomycota, Leotiomycetes, Helotiales, Mollisiaceae. The transcript has 2 exons. The coding region runs from base 1 to 1074 and encodes 357 amino acids. The record is from RefSeq and is a predicted model, not a curated record.
AUGCGUGAAGGAGGUAGGUCCAAUGAUGCUGGCAUACACAGCGCUUCUCAAGCGGCAAUCAGACAAGGUUAUUGGGCACAGUCAUCUGAAUCUUACCUUGAGUUGGUACGUUUGCUUGUGGAAGCCGACGACGAAUACGACCCUAUAGAACUUCUUUUGGAGUCCAACGAUGCCCGGCAUACCAAUGUAUACAGGAGCAUUGAGGCAUGGCCCAUUUUCUUCACACCCGCUUUGCUCUUAUGGCUUCUACAACAAUCAAGUGUCCGUAUACAAGACUUGAGUGUUGAGCAAUUCGUAAGCUUUGCCAUACGCAUUUGCUCACAAAGAGGCCAACGUUAUUCUGCGACUUUGGCACGAAUUCUGCUUGAAAGAAGAAAUGUCAUUUCGGAUCUGUGCUAUGCUAGAACUAUUGCUGGCGAAACGAUGAUUCACAGCCUCGCCGGACAAUUGGGAUUCUUUAUACGAGUUUCAUCCCUCGAAGGCUAUGACGUAGCCUUGGCAGAUCAUUGGGAUACUAACAGACGGCUAUCCAAAGUAGACAUUGAGCGAAGCUCCCUGCCUCUACAAGACCUUUUCACACUUGCUCGCGAACUCCUGUCUGCAGGAUCUGAAUUCAGUUCGCUCGCUUGGGUACAUGCGCCUCCACGGCAAUUCACGCCUCUGCUUUUCGUUUUUUAUGGGUUCUUCGAAGACUUUGAACUAUUUUGUCCCCGAUUCCCAAUGCAUCCACUAAAUGGAGCUACAAUUGCUAUCCAAGUGUGGCUACGCCUUCUUCAAUCUUUGGGCGUGAGUCUGAAUGACUACGGGAGAAGAGAGAAGUCAAUUCACGCUUGCUCGAAUGUUGGGAAGAAGUGGAAGUUCACGGGAAAGUUAUCUAUUCGUCAUCAUCCACAUGUCGUGUACAAACUGACUGGUUUUGAUUACGGCCCUCAAUUAUCAGAUUGGAGAUUCUAUAUCACAGAAGACAUGGGGCAUAUAGAUCGUUAUUUCCGCGACUUCUGGGAUAUGAUUGAUCAUCCGGAGCGAGCCAUGCCUGGCGCUUGGAUUGAAGAGUUUAAUGAGGAAAAUGAUUAG